This is a messenger RNA of Closterium sp. NIES-65, 876 nucleotides long. NCBI's taxonomy places the organism in Eukaryota, Viridiplantae, Streptophyta, Zygnematophyceae, Desmidiales, Closteriaceae. The record is from the annotation of a GenBank genome assembly.
AUGCCAGUCCGAGAUCUUCUCACCUCACGCGUGCGGCGUCUCUUCCAAGGCUUCUCAUAUCCAACAAGAUUCCGCAAGAGUUCAACGCAGUCAACGCAGUCAACGCGGCUCACUCGGCCAUCAGCGCAGUCAGCGCAUUUUGGGACGCUCGCCAAUCCUAAGGCGGACGACGUGCAGGCUCAGUUCGGAAAGGACAAAAUCGUCAUCAUGAAGAUCGCGGUUCUGGGCGGCACUGGCAACGUGGGGUCGAAGCUGGCUCAGAGGCUCUGCGCUGCGGGGCAUGACGUCGUGCUGACGUCACGUAAUCCGGGGGAUGAGAAGACUGUCAAAGCGCUAGCAUAUGUGAAGGAGGGAGGCAAGGGAGCGGCAACGGCGGCAGGAGUGGCAGAGGCGGUGGAAGGCGCUGACGCUGUGAUCGUUGCCACGCCGGGAUAUGCCACUGCGGAGGAGUGGAGCAAGGUGGUGGCUCCCUUUGCGUCAUAUGCAGGGGUGGUGCUGGAUGCGUCUAACUCUUUGACUGCCUGGCCGGCUCUGGAGAUCGGUGUGGAUCACAGGAGCACCAGUGGUGGAGAGGAGCUGAAAAAGGCCCUCCCUAACGCACAUGUGUACAAGGCGUUCAACACCGUCGGAGCAGAGCUCAUGGUGACACCAACACUGGGAGGAAAACCGGUCGCCAUGCUGUUUGCUGGCUCUGAAGACGCUGCUGCCAAGGAGACUGCCACCAAGGUCAUCUCAGCCGUUGGAUUCCGCCCCGAGUACGUGGGGCCGCUGCGCUACGCGCGUAACCUCGAGAGCUUUGCGGAGCUGUGGGUGCACCUGGCCCUCAAGCAGGGGUGGCCGCGCGACGGGUUCGCAUUCGACAUUCAGAAGGCGUAG